Suillus fuscotomentosus is the source of this 435-nucleotide messenger RNA. RefSeq lists its product as uncharacterized. The record is from RefSeq and is a predicted model, not a curated record. Lineage: Eukaryota; Fungi; Basidiomycota; Agaricomycetes; Boletales; Suillaceae. The annotation marks the transcript as partial. The transcript has 2 exons.
AUGCAUCUGAAUUUCAACAAUGUCAAGUCUUCAAAUGCAUUACCUGGAGUCAUUCCAUUAUAUGUCGGCAUGCCCGUGAUACUUCGUGUGAGAAACAUUUCCACGUAUUUGGGCAUUACCAAUGGUUCACAGGGCAUUUGUGCAAUUGUAGAAUUCCCUGCAUCAAAGGUUCAGCUCAGCGGUUUGCCACCCCAUUUUUUUCCGGUUGUUCCCAUGACAUGGACAUUUACCACAUUGCUGCAGGACGAUCAGGGUAAUGAACACAAGCUACGGAUCACUCGCCACCAGCUGCCUAUACAGCCAGCCUUCGCUGUCACAGGGCACUCUGCCCAGGGAAAGACACUUCCGAGUGUCCUCGUCAACUUACAUGAGGGAGGUUUCAGCGCCUAUGUCGCAGCCUCGUGGGCUCGGACAUGUGAAGGGUUAUGUGUGUUG